GUAACAGAAUGUUGUUUGUUUCGUUUCUGCCACUCAGGCUCAGACUAGUAGAAGAUUUUCGGCAUGGAAAUUGAAAGCCAAAUAAUUGAGGAAUUUCGUAAGGUUUUGCAAGCAUCAGCUGUUGAUGACCGACAAUUCACGGAUAGGGAAUUAGAGAAAUUCAUCAUAGCGAGAAAUUCUGAUCUGGAAAAAGCUAAAGAUCAAAUUUUGGGUUAUUUCGCUUUUCAGGAAACAUGGAAUACUCGUGACAUUCUUCAAUGGGAUGUACCACCAGUUUUAAGAAAAUUUUGUCCGGGUGGAUAUAGCGGAUGGGCAAGAAGUGGUCAUCCAGUGUGGAUUGAUAUCCCAGGAAAAAUCGAUAUUAAGGGACUAACUAUGAGCGCUAAAAAAUCAGAUUUUGUAAGGUACCAGAUUUAUAAAGUAGAAGAACUUUUGGCAGAUAUGAGAAGUCGAAAUUCUCCUGAUCAAGUUAUAAUGAUACAUGAUUUAUCUGGUUAUUCUCUAAAAUUGCUGUUUACUCCUGGAAUGGAUAUUCUAAUAAAAGUCUUAGUACUGUUGGAAGAUAACUAUCCUGAAACUUUGUUUAAGUGUUAUGUGGUAAAUGCACCAAGGAUCUUUCCAAUAAUCUACGAAAUAGUUAAACCUUUCCUAUCUAAACGAACAUCAGGAAAAGUCAAAAUAUUGGGGAAUAAUUAUAAAGAGGAACUAGUAGCGGAACUAGGACCAGAUUGCCUUCCUGAAAGUUAUGGCGGAAAUCUAUCAGGACCAGAUGGUGAUCCUGAGUAUAGUUUAAAAGUUUGUCAAGGGGGAACUGUACCUCCUGAAUUCUUCGCAGAUGAUCUGGGCUACGACCUAUCAGAGUUCACUGAAGCUAAGAUUUCGCCUGGUAAAAGCGUAGACGAAACGAUCAAGGUUGAAAAACCCUUUUCCAUUUUAAGCUGGGCAUUUCAAACGAAGAGCAAAGAUAUCCAGUACGGACUCUUCUUUAGACCUCUAGAAGAGGCAAAUAGUCAAGAACAAACGAUAAUUCCCCUAAUGAGAGUCAAUUCACAUUUGGUACCAGAAGACGGCAUUCAUACCUGUAAAGCAGCUGGAUAUUAUUCACUACGUUUCGAUAAUUCAUAUAGUUGGUUUAAUAGUAAGAAAAUUCACUACAGCUUCAAAUUAUCCGAGUCAUCAGACGACGUUGAUUAUAAUGAAGCUCAAGAAAUAACUGAGAAUACCGACCUGUAAAAAAACAAACACCAACUUAAUUAUUUCUUUUAUUAAUAAUUCUAAUAUACAUAUUUUCUAUUUGAAUAUAUAUUCAACAAUUAUUAUAGCUCUAUUAAAAUAUAAAGUUAUUAUCCAA
Molecule: messenger RNA, 1351 nt
Organism: Dimorphilus gyrociliatus
Lineage: Eukaryota; Metazoa; Annelida; Polychaeta; Dinophilidae
Source: the annotation of a GenBank genome assembly